Molecule: messenger RNA, 2070 nt
Organism: Pseudophryne corroboree (corroboree frog)
Lineage: Eukaryota; Metazoa; Chordata; Amphibia; Anura; Myobatrachidae
Gene: OTUD6B
Product: OTU deubiquitinase 6B
Exons: 7
Coding region: 115-996 (293 amino acids)
Biological process (GO): protein deubiquitination
Molecular function (GO): cysteine-type deubiquitinase activity
Source: RefSeq, a predicted model, not a curated record
GAUAAUUUAUUGGCUGGCACGCUGUCAUGAUACUCCUGGAGGGCCGUGACGUCACGCUGUGGAUUGACGUCAGUGUGGUGAUGCAGGGAAGGUGACAGUGCGGUGCUGGGCAGUAUGGACGAGGAGAAUGGCGACUCAGAGGAGGGAGUGCUGCUGAGACAGCACCGCAAGGAGAAGAAGGAUCUGCAGGCCAAGAUUCAGAGCAUGAAAACGUCAGUGCCUAAGAAUGACAAGAAGAGAAGGAAGCAGCUGGCCGAGGACAUUUCCAGGAUGGAAUCUGAGCUUGAUGAAAGACACAAACUGGAGCUUGCAGCGUUGUCACAGCAGCAGUCUGUGCAAACAGAGCUGAGCAGCAUUACUAAUGACAUCCACGAUUUAGAUCUUGGAAGCGAGGUGUCUGUUCAUCAACCGCGUGUAUCCAAAGCACAGAAGAGACGGGAGAAGAAAGCCAGCAUGGAGAAAGAAAGAGACGAGCGCAUUGCGGAGGCUGAAGUAGAGAACCUGUCUGGAGCUCGGCACCUGGAGAGUCAGAAGCUCGCCCUUAUUCUGUCAGAGAGACAGCUGCAGAUUAGACAGAUCCCAUCAGAUGGUCACUGUAUGUACCGAGCCAUUGAACAGCAGCUGAAGGAGCGUGAGAAUAGCCUGACUCUCACAAGUCUCAGGCACCAAACCGCCGACUAUAUGCGGAGCCAUGCAGAUGAUUUCCUCCCGUUCCUCACUAAUUCUACCACUGGAGAAAUGUACACUCCAGAAGAAUUUGAAAAGUACUGCACCGAAAUAGCAAACACACCAGCCUGGGGGGGCCAGUUAGAGCUCCGAGCUCUGUCACACAUACUGCAGACUCCAAUAGAGGUCGUCCAGGCAGAGGCCUCGCCUAUUGUCAUUGGUGAGGAGUAUUCCAGCAAGCCUAUCACUGUAGUAUAUAUGCGCCAUGCUUAUGGGCUGGGAGAGCAUUAUAACUCUGUAGAACCACUAAAUGUGACACCUGCAGACUAGAUCUGUGUUGAAUGUCCAAUGCUGCUGAAGAACCAUCCUAAAUGAAAGUGUGAUUAUUCCUACACAAGAGUGCAUUAUGUCCAAGCACAAGAGGCAGCCUAUUUGUGGGCUGGAUCAGUGUAAUGACAAAGCAGCCUAUGAAGGCAGCAGGGAAUUGUCCCUUAUGAAUAUUUUAUAUAGGCCUCCUAAAAGUUCCUACCAAAUAAGGUUCAUACUAUUUCUGGACACAAAAUGGCUGCCUCCGCUCAGUGGGAGUGCCAGACCAUGAUGUGCUUUUAUGAUGCCGCUGAUUACUGAUGAAUUGUUAGGAUGUAUUUUUGUUAAUACUGGUUCAGCUCACAAAAUGGAUGCCGCUACUCUGUAAGGCGGUGGUUGCACUGUAAGGAUGUCAUUUUUUAUUUUUACAUUUCAUUGAACCAAGAUGAUGAUCUGUCCUCUCAUGGAAAGAAUACCUUCUAAACCCUUGAACUUUUGCCCUUACUUUGUAAGUGACUACUUGUAGCAUAGGGUAUUAUUUACCUCACGAGCGGCCCCCUACCUCAUUAUAUUACACCCAGCAUUAGUGGUUGUGAUGGCUGAAGGCAACAUUGAAAUUAACCCCAAGCUUUAAAACUGGGUAUACACGUUCUAGUGGUGCGAUUUGGCAAUGCAGUGUAACAGUACACCACAUCCGCUGUACACACUAAACAACCAGCUGUAUGAUGGCACAAUGUAUUUUUUACAUGCUGCAUGUAUCUACACCGCAUCGGCCAUGGAUUCAUCCCAUUGGACGUGGAGCACAUCCAAUGGAACUAUUCAAUCAACAACUGAUUGGAGGUACACAUUAUGCGAUGUGUGCGAUAUAUUGUUCCGAACCACAUCCAUAAUGAUAUAUCGCACAGUAUAUCGUAUAGUGUGUACCCAAUUUAAGGAAUGCUGAUAUGAGGAAGGAACACCUAGGAUUAUAACUACACUGCUUCCUCUUUCCAAUCCUGCCUUGGCACAAGGGUCCAACUCAGUCUGGGGGUUACAAUAUCUGUAGCACUUGUUGGUCAUCCCUAAAUAUCUGGUAAUAAAUUAUUUUCUCUUUCCAAA